Molecule: messenger RNA, 997 nt
Organism: Nezara viridula (southern green stink bug)
Lineage: Eukaryota; Metazoa; Arthropoda; Insecta; Hemiptera; Pentatomidae
Source: the annotation of a GenBank genome assembly
UGUUUAAAGCUUUAUUAGCUGAUCGCAUUGUCACUAGGUUCCAGCUUUAUUAGUGCUUUUAUGUGCUCAGAGCAAAUUUAAGAACAGGGAGGGCGGUCGAGAACUAGGCAGCCAGAAAAACGAACGACCCCUCAGAAAGAUAGAAGAUGUUGCCGCUCUGGUACCUAUACUUCGGCUAUAAAGAAUAUUUGAAGCCGUUAAUCCUAAAGCUGUUCAAGAGGAGCGAUGCUGCUGACGCUCCAGGUGGUAGCAUCGAACCAGCCAAGCCGGAACCUCCGAAACCCGAGCCCUCCUCACAGAAGACAGAGCCCCCCAAACCUGUCGAACCCCCUAAACCUGUGCAAACCCCAAAACCCACGGAACCCCCAAAACCAGUCGAACCUCCAAAGCCAGUAACUCCGACACGACCAGAGCCACUGAGGCCGGAAUCUCCUAAACCAGCGACGAGGCCAAUAUCCCCCAAACCGUCGACUCCGACCAAACCCGAACCCCCAAAGCAGCCCGUGCUUCCUUCCAGGCCAUCCGAUUUCCCAGGACAGUCUCCCAAACCUGCAGAACCUUUCCUGAGGCCGGAACAGCCCAAGCCGGAGCCUUCCAAACCGACCACCCCUCAGACACCCGAAUCCCCCUCGUCGGCUCCUUGGAGAAAGCCGAGGUCUCCCCAGUUCGAACCGAACGUCAUCGAAGGACCUGAAAUACCCGCCUGGCGGGCGGGCGUCGAACCUCCCAGGAAGCCCGUCAUUCCUACCCCGGUCCAGAUGAACAGGUCGCCGUCCCCCUACACCGAGGAGGACAUCAUAUCCGGAAUCGAAGAAGACGAUGAUGCGAUCGAAGAAGAAGAGGAUGAGGAGGAGGAAGAGGAAGAAGAGUAAUUCUGUGAUGAUUGCCGAACGUUAGGAGUCGGUGAUAUUUCAAUAUAGUCUUAUCUCAAUGCAAUUUGUAUAAAAUGUACUUAUCUCAAAUGUUAUUAAUAAAUGACAAGUCUACCAUUCUGUUA